This is a messenger RNA of Vitis vinifera (wine grape), 2133 nucleotides long. Its product is annotated as cinnamoyl-CoA reductase-like SNL6. The record is from RefSeq and is a predicted model, not a curated record. Lineage: Eukaryota; Viridiplantae; Streptophyta; Magnoliopsida; Vitales; Vitaceae. Gene Ontology annotation, biological process: steroid biosynthetic process. Gene Ontology annotation, molecular function: 3-beta-hydroxy-Delta5-steroid dehydrogenase (NAD+) activity. Bases 568 to 1737 code for a protein of 389 amino acids. The transcript is spliced from 5 exons.
GACAAAACCCAAGUCCCCUAAUCUUUCAUGACAUAUUUGUUAGGACCAGGGCCUGGGAGGAUUCCAGAAGAAAGAUCAACAACAGAGGAAAAUCAAGGGCACCUACCAAACCCAGGCAGAAAGCUCAAUGACAUGCCCCAGUGGUCAUCAACUAAUCUCUACCAGUCCAAGGUCCUUUUCCACCAUUGGCCAACUCUUUGACAUUGCAGCCCAUUUGGUCUUCUAGUAACUAGUCAUCUUAAUCACCACCCACCAUGGGCUCAGGAGUCAGGACACACCAUUCAAUAGCAAACCUACGUUGUUGGCAUGUGCCUUUCAUCUCAUUUAUUACUUCGGAAAUUUUCUUCUUCUUCCAGACCCCAUGAAAUAUUUUCAAAGUGUGUUUUGACUAUCAGGGCAAAACGAUAUUGGCCCAUUCUACAUGUGCCACGAGGCUUCCAUAUAAAAUUAAAGUGAUUUGAUUAGGACAAAAAGAAAGAUCAAUAAAAUAAUUUUCCAGCUUCUGACUCUUAGAUACAAAAAUAAUAUAACUGCCCCGUGAUUUCCACCUACCGUUCUCCAUCUACCAUGUGUCUCACACAUGCAACUACCCCGGUUUAUAUAUACAUUGAGAGAGACAGAGAGAGAGAGAGAGAGAGAGAGAGAAACAGAGAGAUGAUAAUGGAGAAUUGCAGGGAAGAAGUGGUGCUGUCAAAACCGUUGCUGCUGCCAUCAUUCAAGGAGGAACAACAAAGAAAGUGUGUGGGCAAUGCUUUCGGCAGCAGUUUGAAUGCAAGAGAGAGGAAGCUGGUCUGUGUGACCAGUGGGAAUUCCUAUUUGAGUUCUCACAUAGUCAGGGAGCUUUUGGCUGGUGGUUACCUGGUUCGAGUCACCAUUCAAAAAGAAGCAGUGGAUUUUGGGGUCAUGAACGAGCUGCUUCGGGAUGAAGAGAUGAAUCAGCUAGAGAGUGUUGUAGUAGCAAAGAUGGGAGAUUUAGACAGUCUCUGUGAUGCUUUCAGAGGUUGCCAUGCUGUUUUCCAUACCUCCUCCUUCAUUGAUAUACAUGGGGUCUCUGGUUAUUCGGAGUGGAUGGCGUUUCUUGAGACAGAAGCAGCAAGGAAUGUGAUCGAAGCUUGUUGCAGGGCAGCAUAUGUGAAAAGAUGUGUCUUUACUUCUUCUUUACUUGCUUCUAUCUGGACAGAUGAUGACAGAACUGGAAUCAUUGAUGAAAGUUGUUGGAGUGACGAGGAAUUCUGCAGAGACAGAAAGCUUUGGCUUGCUAUGGGCAAGACAGCAGCAGAGAAGGUUGCUUGGAGUAAGUCACAGGAAAUGAAAGUGAAGCUUGUUACAGUGUGCCCCGGGCUUCUCAUGGCCCCAUCAUUCCCAAAUGCUCAUACUGAAACCUCUGUACCAUAUCUUAAAGGUGGGCGGAUGAUGCUACAACGAGGUGUCUUGGCAACCAAUGAUAUAAGCAAGGUGGCAAAGGCCCACGUCCAUGUUUAUGAAGAAAUGGAUUAUGGAGCAUGUGGGCGAUACUUCUGCUUUGAAAGAGUGGUCAGACGAUUGGAUGAGGCCAUUCAACUUGAAAACAAUUUGAAGAUGCAUGGUCAGCUGUCUGGAGGAGGCAAUUUGCCAUCUUCAACACAAGAAACUGAUGGAGAAAUACAGAUCAGCCUUAGCAACUCAAAGCUUGCCAAAUUAAUGUUGCGUGCUUCUCAACGCUCAUCUUGUAAGCAAAGCAGCCUCAUUGCAGCAUGAUGUAAAGGAACGGCACGUCGAAAAAAAAAAGCCAAUCCAUAUCAGGAAUUAAACCUAAAAAAUCAACAAUGAGACUCAACCUUAUCAUCUUCAUAUUGUAAACUGUUGCCCUCUUUGAAAAUCAACCUCCAUGGUAGGCUUCCCAAGUGUGGCAAGAGCUCUGCAGAUACUGGUUCCCCAUCAAAGAGCAGUGGAACUUACAAGAGUGUAACCCGGCAAUAUAAUACCUUAUGUAUCCUACAUAUAUGAGAGAAAUGAACCUCUGUGACAGACCUUGAUUUUCUUAGGGGAAUCUCUUUUCAUUGUACAAAAGUUAUUCCCAAUGUUGGUAACAACUAUUGAAUUCAGAAGAGAAAAAUCCCAAGGUGAAUGUAAGGAUUCAUCUCCUUCUGAUAA